Kickxella alabastrina is the source of this 1251-nucleotide messenger RNA. Its product is annotated as Yqey-like protein-domain-containing protein. The transcript has 4 exons. The record is from RefSeq and is a predicted model, not a curated record. Gene Ontology annotation, molecular function: carbon-nitrogen ligase activity, with glutamine as amido-N-donor. The coding region runs from base 496 to 1077 and encodes 193 amino acids. Lineage: Eukaryota; Fungi; Kickxellomycota; Kickxellomycetes; Kickxellales; Kickxellaceae.
CUUUGCAGCUAUAAAAAAUAUGAUUUUCCGUGCGCAGUCGCUUGAUAAAAAACCCUCCCCAGCAGAAACACGAAUCGCGUCUCUUUUGCUUCUGCUUCUGCUUCUGCUGAGUAUUUUGUAUUUCUAUUAACGCCUUAAUUUACCUUCUCGAAUUUCCAGUUGUACUUUAUAAACCUUUCUAUUUGUUCUAUUCUCUGACAAGCGGCGCAACAGUAAAGACACAGACAGACACACACAUUCCAAAUGAGCAGCACACCCUCGAAGCAGCCAACAGCGGCGCUGCACCCCGUGUCUCAAGUAAACUUUCGCCUGUCGCAAAGACCGCCAUCGAGCCAAAAGAAAUGUGAGUAGCACGGUCAUUAAGAGACCAAGCCCAGAUGCAAAGCUGUCUGGAUACCGGCUGAACUGGCCGGAUAUGCGCUCAUUCCAUGCUAACGUUCUCUAUCUCUACCUAUCUAUCUACAUCUUUUUCGUUAUUUAUGGCUUCUAUCUUACAUGGACUCUAGCUCGACGACAAGUCCGCAUCUUUGCUCCACUUAUAUCUUUUUUUACCUUAUUGGUAGCUCUAUACACCAGAACCAAACAGACAGUAAAGACAAUGUUCCGUCAGCAUUUCAGCAGUGGGCCCAUGUGGGCGGCAGCAGGUCCGCGUUUGCCUCCCGACCUGAAGGCGCGAUGAAGGCCAAGGAGAAGGCCCGGCUGUCAGUGAUCAAGGGUGUUCUGUCGGACAUUCUGUACGCAGAGAAGAGCGCGUUGGCCGGGGCGUCAUUCUCGCGCGACUCGGACAGCGAUGUGGCAGGGGUGAUCCAGCGGGCCAUCAAGCAGCGGCACGACUCCGUCCAGUCGUACACGGAAGGCGGGCGCGAGGACCUGGCGCAGGCGGAGGCGCUGAGAUUCAAGUACCUCCCGGAGCAGCUCAGCUCGGAGCAGAUCGAGGCGCGCGUCAGGGAAACGAUUGAGCGGCUCGGGGUCAGCGGCAUCAAGGCGAUGGGCACCGUCAUGCGGGAGGUUGGCAUCGACGCCGGGCAGGCGCCCAAGAGCAAGGUCGCAGAGGCAGUCAAGAAGCUGCUGGGAUGAUUGGCUGGGGGGCUUUGCGUAAGCCAGGCUUGGGCGGGAGUUGAUUGGCGAGGGUUUUUUCUUUUUUUUUUUUGACUAGGCAGAGCCUGAUCGUGGCAAACUAUUUUUUUGCUGGCCGCUAAUCGCGGCAGCGGGCAUGCGGCGGGAAGAAGCGUAGGUAGUGUUUUGUCCGAG